Triticum aestivum (bread wheat) is the source of this 1369-nucleotide messenger RNA. Its product is annotated as protein FLX-like 3. The record is from RefSeq and is a predicted model, not a curated record. NCBI's taxonomy places the organism in Eukaryota, Viridiplantae, Streptophyta, Magnoliopsida, Poales, Poaceae. Bases 320 to 1114 code for a protein of 264 amino acids. The transcript is spliced from 4 exons.
UUCUCUCUCUCUCAUACUCUGCGCGCCCGUCCCUAUCCCGACCCCCGCCGCCGCGCCCGCGCGCCCUUGCGCGGCUUCCGGCCGCCGCCGUUUCUGCCACUUCGCGGUCCUCCGCCGCUCCAUCGCAGGGCGGGCGCGACUUCCCCUGCUAGCCACCGCUUCCCGACUGCUCCUCCCCUCUGAUCCUCCACCGACAGCCGCUGGUAACGUUGCCGCUGGGGGUGCCGCAGCCACCGGCGUCUCGCUCCAGGCGAUCGAUUAAGCUCGGGUUCUGCUGGUUGCCAUACUACUCUCCCUACGGCAGAUAUAGCGGCUAUAAAUGGCAGGGAAGCACCGCAUAAGUCGCCAGUACUAUGAGGAACCACGAGGAUUUUGUGAUGGUCCUCCUCGACUUGCACGAGAAAGGUCUAUCUCACCACGUCGCUUUGAGGGAGAGCUGUCUAGCCGCCGUGAUGAGAUACGCAGAAUCCGUGAUGACAACCAACAUCUGGUGGAUGAAAUUGUUGGACUCAGGCAAGCAAUGUCUCAUUUGAAAGAAGAUCUCUAUUCCUCAAGUCAGGCUAUACCUAAGCUCCGCGCAGAGAAAGAACUUGAAUCGAGGGAGCUGACUCAGAGGAACCUGAAGCUGGAAGCUGAGCUACGCUCUUUAGAACCCCAUAGGCAACAUGCCUUGCAGCUACGAUCUGAAGCAGGCACGCUGCAGUCUUUGAGGCAAGAGUUGACUGAAAAGGUGCAGGGUCUAACAAAGGAGGUUGAGCAUCAGAACUCUGAAAAGCAGCGCAUACCUGCCAUGGUAGCUAAACGAGAUGGUCUGCGACAGGAACUAAUUCGUACCAGGGCCGCUCUUGAUUAUGAAAAGAAUGCAAAGGCAGAGCUGAUGGCACAGGUGCAGGCAGUGGAAAAGGACCUUGUAACUAUGGCUCAGGAGUCUGAGAAGCUUAGGGCUGAGAUUGAGAAGAGAAGGCCUCCUGGUUUCAGCGGCCAUGGAGCUUACGGACCACCUAUGACAACUCCUGGGAUGGGCUUGCAAGACAUCUACGACAGCGGCUAUUCUUACAGAGAGAAACGCUACGGUGCUGGGCCAUGGGACCCCCCUGGCUAUCCGCACCCAUGAUUUGGGCUUUUGAUCCUUGUCAGAGUUCAUCACCGUCAGUACUUGCGACAAAGUUCCUAUCUUAGCACUGAAACUUGUGGUGACUGGUGUUUUCGUGGCGGAUUUGAGUUUUGCUAUAGCUUUGUUGGCAAAUGCCACAGCAUUGUACCAGCGCUGCUUAUAUUGCACAAUUCUUCAGAAAAUCAUAACCGUUGUAGAAGGCAAUUGAUCACAUCAUAGAAGGGAAUAUAUAAUUUGAACUCUAGAAAAUUGCAA